Messenger RNA from Ilex paraguariensis (yerba mate), 1639 nucleotides. The record is from the annotation of a GenBank genome assembly. NCBI's taxonomy places the organism in Eukaryota, Viridiplantae, Streptophyta, Magnoliopsida, Aquifoliales, Aquifoliaceae.
CCUCUACCUCUACCUCUACCUCUACCUCUACCUCUACCUCUACCACCAAUAUAACCGAAAGCCACUACAACACAGCAUGCCUCCGCAGAUCUGAGCGUCACCAUCCCUCGGUGAACUCCCUAGCGACUUGCUUCUUCAAUCUUGUUGAGACCCUAAAAUUCUCACUUUUGAUAUUCAUUAUAAGCUCACUUGUACAUGGAUAUAGAUCUGUUCUGACAUGUUUCUCAAUUAGCAGUUGGUGAUUGCGAGGACAAUGUCAGGAUUUUUGCAUCAAAGGCCACUUCACAGUGUUCUCUCGGAUCCAUACUCGUUAUCCCCUCGAUCUCCAACUAAUUACCAAAAACCCACAACCAUGCUCAGCCGAACCACCUUCUUACUCCUCUUGAUCCUCCUUGUACUCCUCGGAGUUAUCUUCCCAUGGAUUAGUAUACCCCAAGGUCUCUUCAGUACCAAUUCCAAACUCUCAGACUCAAAGUGGAAGGACUACACAUUAUCCGAGGCGGUGGCGAAUGUAGCCCAGAAUGGGACUGUAAUCGUUUGUGCUGUGAGUCAGCCUUACUUGCCCUUUCUGAAUAACUGGUUGAUUAGUAUAGUUAGGCAAAAGCAUCAGGAGAAGGUGCUUGUGAUCGCGGAGGAUUAUGCGACUCUGUAUAAGGUUAAUGAGAAAUGGCCUGGCCAUGCUGUGCUGGUUCCGCCGGCGCCGGAUGCUCAAACUGCUCAUAAGUUUGGGUCUCAGGGGUUCUUCAAUUUUACAUCCCGGAGGCCACGCCAUCUACUGCAGAUUCUGGAGCUUGGGUACAAUGUUAUGUACAAUGAUGUUGAUAUGGUCUGGUUAGCAGAUCCAUUUCCUUAUUUGCAAGGGGAGCAUGAUGUGUACUUCACAGAUGAUAUGGCUGCAGUGAAACCUCUGAAACAUACUCACAAUUUGCCACCUCCAGGAAAGAAGGGGCGGACUUACAUUUGCAGCUGCAUGAUUUAUCUGCGGCCUACUAGUGGAGCAAAACUAGUUAUGAAGAAGUGGAUUGAAGAACUUCAGGCUCAGCCAUGGUCCAAAGCAAAGAAAGCAAAUGACCAGCCUGCCUUUAACUGGGCAUUAAACAAAACUGCUGGACAGGUGGACCUCUAUUUGCUCCCUCAGGCAGCAUUUCCAACAGGUGGAUUAUACUUCAAAAACCAGACAUGGGUGCAGGAAACUAAGGGAAUGCAUGUCAUCAUUCACAACAAUUAUAUCACUGGUUUUGAGAAAAAGAUAAAGCGUUUCCACGAUUUUGGCCUAUGGUUGGUGGAUGAUCAUGCCUCGGAGUCCCCACUUGGUAGAUUAUAAUGAAUUGGAUCACCUUUGUUACAACUUACAAGAGAUAAGUUGAGGAACCUUGUGAUUUUUUUUCGUGGAACCAAACAGUGUGUGUGGUGAACAAUUAUUUCAAUUUCCUCUACCAAUCAUCUCAGUUUGGUGCUCAACAGUUUGCAAACAUUAGGCGAUGCAGAGUAAAAAUAUUGGUUUGUAAAUCUUUUUUGCAGAUUUUGGACAUGUUUUCUGACCGUGGGUGUGUUUAUAAUGAAUUCUUUCAAUUUUCAUUCCCAUGUCUAAUGUAUUUGUUGUUAUCAAGCUUAUGCAAACACCCAGCACUGUUGAGAU